This is a messenger RNA of Coprinopsis cinerea okayama7#130, 947 nucleotides long. RefSeq lists its product as hypothetical. The coding region runs from base 1 to 906 and encodes 301 amino acids. The transcript is spliced from 2 exons. The record is from RefSeq and is a predicted model, not a curated record. NCBI's taxonomy places the organism in Eukaryota, Fungi, Basidiomycota, Agaricomycetes, Agaricales, Psathyrellaceae.
AUGGCUGUCAUCCUGGUAUCAAACAACUGGCACUCUCUUCUCCUCCUCGACGCCGUUAAAGAUGAUCCAAGUCGCGUCCCACCCUCCAUCCUUCACAUGCACGCUCACGGGCACCCGAUGAUGUCCCACUCGUCUCCCAGCGUCCAACUUCCCCGCACAUUGGCUCGUCCACCCUUCGCUGAGGUGUCUCGGGACGCUAUCCUGGCUGCCGCUCCCGAACUGGGCAACGUCCCAGUUGAAUAUAUUCGACGAUGUCUCCGACCCAAGGCUAAUGAAAUGCUUUCUGGGAUUUCGAGCCUACCAAGGUCCCAACUGCCGACUUCUAUUCCUCGUUCUCAGCUUCCUACCUCGAUAUCCGUAGCUGUUCAGCCACACCACGCUCAUCCUACACAUGUUCUUGCCGUUUCUUCUUCAAAAUCUCCAUCCGGAAACGAAACACUCGCCAUCUUCCCCGUGCACUCCAUCGUACUUGCAUCCCAUUGCGCUUCCUUGCCAAGACUCCCCUCGUCGUCGAACGCAGGGUCCACGGUUAACCUUCCUGUACUUCCUCUCGCCCUCCCUUCCCCGGCAGCGUUCUCCAUCUUGCACCAGUUCAUGUAUCAUCAUCGAUUGCACUCGGUUCUCGAAGCACUCUUCCCUCUCCCAUCAGCGUUCUUACACAACCUCUCGCACCAUACCGUUCAAUCGACGCUGGCCUCGGGAACCCUCCUUCACCAACUCUCCACCUACCUCUGCUCCUCGGCCUCCUCUAACCUCACAACCCUGACAACGCAUGCGGCACGCGUCAAGGAGCUCUGGCAGGAUAUGGUCGCCCUCGGCCUCCACGACACAGAGCUUUGGGAUACAGUCGACCUCGCCUGGGAAGUCGUCCUCGGAGCCCUCAACCUUGCCGCCGCUCAGCGAUGAUCAAGGGUACCAUGACUUGAAACUCGAACCGAACGUGACCA